Molecule: messenger RNA, 5447 nt
Organism: Archocentrus centrarchus (flier cichlid)
Lineage: Eukaryota; Metazoa; Chordata; Actinopteri; Cichliformes; Cichlidae
Product: band 4.1-like protein 1
Exons: 23
Coding region: 234-2870 (878 amino acids)
Biological process (GO): actomyosin structure organization; cortical actin cytoskeleton organization
Cellular component (GO): plasma membrane; cytoskeleton
Molecular function (GO): structural molecule activity; actin binding
Source: RefSeq, a predicted model, not a curated record
ACCGUGAAAACGCCUCUCCUCUGCCCUCCUAGCCCUUCCGACUGCUAGCCAUCCCUGCCGGCUUGUGCCUAUCUGCUGUCCCAGCCUGCAGGUCUGCGUCUCCCGAGGCAGAGAAAAAGACUCUCCGGGGCGGUGGCGGCGUCCGUCUUCCAGUUCCCUUUCAUCUCAAUGAUCAGAAUCGGGGCUGAAGCUUGACACCCGGGUCUGACAGGACAGGACUGUAAUCCAUUUCUAUGACAACAGAGAAGGCUUUGGCUGGGGAAAUGAAGACUGCGAUGGAGGGUGACGCCAGGAGAACCAAUCAGGUUCCAGAGGACCAAGGGGAAAUGGAUGAUAACUCAGAGAAGACCCCCAGCAAAGCCUCCAAAUCCCCCCAGAAAAGCACCAAGCGGCCCAAGACUGUCCCUGUCAAAGUCACCCUACUGGACGGCUCUGACUAUGAAACCGCAGUUGAGAAAUUUGCCAAGGGCCAGACUCUGUUGGACAUGGUGUGUGGCCAUCUGAACCUGCUGGAGAGGGACUACUUUGGCUUGACUUUCCAGGACACAGACAACGCCAAGAAUUGGCUGGAUCCCUCUAAAGAGAUUAAGAAGCAAAUCCGGGUCGGUCCCUGGAAUUUCGGGUUUGCUGUCAAGUUCUACCCUCCAGACCCAUCUGUGCUCAUUGAGGACAUUACCAGGUACUAUUUGUGCCUGCAGCUGAGGGAUGACAUCCUGUCUGGUCGUCUCCCGUGCUCAUUUGUCACGCAUGCCCUUCUGGGUUCCUACACAGUCCAGGCUGAACUGGGAGACUAUGAGCCCGAGGAACACGGUCCAGACUACGUCAGCGAGUUCCACUUUGCCCCCAACCAGACACGCGAGCUGGAGGAGAGAGUGAUGGAGCUGCACCGCAACUACAGGGGAAUGAGUCCAGCAGAAGCAGAGAUGAACUUUCUAGAAAAUGCCAAGAAGCUCUCAAUGUAUGGAGUGGACCUGCACCACGCUAAGGAUUCAGAGGGAAUCGACAUAAUGCUCGGCGUGAGUGCCAACGGUCUGCUCAUCUACCGAGAUCGCCUCAGGAUCAAUCGGUUCGCCUGGCCAAAAAUCCUCAAAAUCUCCUAUAAGAGAAGCAACUUUUACAUCAAGAUCCGCCCUGGAGAGUAUGAACAGUUUGAGAGCACCAUAGGCUUCAAGCUGCCCAACCAUCGGGCCUCGAAGCGAUUGUGGAAGGUCUGCAUUGAGCACCACACCUUCUUCAGGUUGGUUUCCCCAGAGCCACCUCCCAAGGGCUUCCUGGUGAUUGGCUCCAAGUUCCGCUACAGCGGGCGGACUCAAGCUCAGACCAGACAGGCCAGCGCUCUGAUCGACAGGCCCGCUCCACAGUUCGAUCGUUCUGUUAGCAAGAGGUACAUGCUGCCCCGAAGCAUUGACGGAGCCUCAGCUCUUGGUGACAGUAUGGACCAGCUGUCCCAGCGAAGCUCCAGUGAACGCACCCAGUUCAUGUCCAGAGAAGAUCUAGACCAGGAGGGCAGCCUAGACCUGGACCAUGAUCAUUAUCAUUAUCAAGACCAAGAUCAGGACCAGUACACAGAUCAGGAAGAAGAUCAGAGGCAGACCAAGACUUUGGAGCUCAAGGGUGAGGAGGCAGGCUCGCCUGUAGACUCAAAGCCAGAGGAACUGGUCACCCUUCGGCCUAAACAGGAGCAAUUCUUGGACAAGCCAGAAGAUGUUAUACAAAAGCACCAGGCCAGCAUCAAUGAGUUGAAGAGGGCAUUGAGGCAGCCUAACAGCAAGAUGGCCCAGAGAGAGAAACGCAUCUCCUCAGCUACUCCUCCUGGAGGGACUCCUGAGCGGAAACCCGAGACACCUCCCACCCCUGCUAUACACGAGGAGCCUCUCAACGAAGCCUCAAGGGAACCAUGGGAGAGGCGUCUGGGCUCUGUAUCAGAGGACGAUCAGGACCACGAGAUCCUGUACUUGAAGGAAACCCACCUGGGCAUUGAACGCAAAUGUUCCAGCAUCACGGUCAGCUCUACAUCCAGCUUGGAGGCUGAAGUAGAUUUCACCGUCCUCACAGACCUGCACACAGGCAUGGAAGAGUUCUCCAGGGGUAUGUCAGAGUUGGGUGAGAGGGAUCUGUCACCAGAUGGGGGUCUGCGCUUCGGCAUUGACUUGCUCCAGCAACAGCAGGGCCCCUUGGAGCCACCUCCUCCAUUGGUGUCAGCACCUCUGUCCAGAGGAGCCAGCAGCAGUCCUCCAGCCAAACAAAUCCAAGCUGAAGAAGUCCGACCAGAAGUCAAGCGGCCCGAUGUGCAGCCUGUAGUUCCCAAAAAACCAAAGAGGUCCGUGCCUGUGUCUUCGUCAGUGGACCGAGAUCAGUCACACAGAGAGGCUAGUCGUGUCUCUGCCAUCACACCACUGAGCAGGGAGGGCAGUGAUGUCAGGCCCGCACCAACAGUUAGAAAGACGGACGUCAGGACGGAGACUCAACCGAAUGGGUCAGAGGUCACCACGACCAUCGUGGAGUUCACAGAUCAGGAUCAUGGUAUCAGUGGACUCAGUGAAGUUUCUUACUCUACGAGACAGAGUGUAUCCCCUGUGCACAAGGGCAGUCUUGGAAGAGAGACAUCAGGAUCGCCCAUCCUUGUCUCUGAAAAUGUUACCUCAGCUACCACUCAUGUUACAAAGACGGUGAAAGGAGGAUAUUCAGAGACCAGGAUCGAGAAGAGGAUCAUAAUCACAGGAGAUGACGACGUAGACCAGGAACAGGCUCUGGCUAUUGCGAUACAGGAAGCCAAGCAGCAGCAUCCAGACAUGCAGGUGACCAAGGCAGUUGUUGUCAGGGAAACAGAAUCAUCCACUGAGGACCGACACGGUGCAUCGGAGUCCUGAUUUCCUGAGACGAGAGUGCCCCCCUUUGGACCGGAAGCGUCAGUACCCGACCUGAAAUUGCCACCCACCAUCCCAAUUGAUUAAAGACUGAGGCGCUCUGACGGAGCCUCUUGUACAAGUUCACACAUAAAGCUGAAACAGGAAUCUUCAGACUAUUUAAUUUGUAUUAGAACAUUUCAUUAUUGAAAUCAUCAUCAUGUUCAGUGGAGUGAUUGUUUUUUAAAUUUUUUAUUUUGCAGUCGAGCUGCACAAAUACAAAGAAAAAAACAACAUAAUUUAUGAAUUUUACAUGGUUGAUAAUAUGCCACUAGAAUUCCAAACAUCUGAAAAUUAAAAAAAAAUUUUAAACAUAAUCCAAGUAGAUCCCCUGCAAACCUCUCAGGGUCUAUAUGUUCAAAUUAUUCACUUAGGUAUUUCUGAAAAAAACACAGGGAAUUCAUGUGCAAGGGAUUUGUUUAGAUAACAAGUGCACUCACACAAUGUGGAAUAAUCCAAAGGUGCGUUCCGUGGUGGUACCCAUCCUGUGGAGAAAGAAUCUUUGGGAAUUUUGGAUUAUGAGUGGCUUAUAUUCUGAUCAUGUGAUUCCUGCUGUGUGUGCUGAAAAAAACAAAACAAAAAAAAUGUGUUUACAUUGUGUCACUGAGUAACAGAAUCCAUUACAUGUAGCUCCAGUACUGUUAAAGCAUCCAGUGACCCAGGGUUUAGCGAAAACUGUUUCGUUUUCAUAGCUAGUCGAAUAAACAAAUAAGCUUUGUUCCAUCCCAUCACGCUGAAUGAUGAAGACGCACUGAUUAGAGACGGUCGCGGUCCUCUGGAGAUCUUUAUUGAAGUAUUUAGCGGGGACCAGUGUUAGCUAUUUAGUAAUAUUUGACUUACGUUCAACAUAUCUCGCCCUCGAUGUGUGGGUGGUAAGUAUGCAUAUCUGCAUAUAUGUCUUACCAUUAGGAGCUGUUCAUACACAGUGUACCUGUUGUAUUUAUUCAAACAGUGGCGAUGUAGUUUCUGAGCAUGCUGAUGUUUCAGAAUGAGCCCAGUUUCUCUCCUCUCCCGGCCUUUAGAUGCGCGCUCAGAACUCACCAGGAUUUAAUACCAUAUUGGUCGUUGUGUGUAGUAAGUACAUAGAGUUAGGCUUACAUCCCUUGUUCAAGUCACAGAAUGGGCUCCUGCAUCAGUAAAAGUAGUGUAUGAGAGAACUUUUGCAUGGUGAUGAUUUCUUUCAGAUGACUGGACUGUAAAUGACUGCGGUGGAUACGAACUCAUCAUAAGGAUGAAUGAUAAUGUCCAUGACAGAAACACCCUGAGAAAUUACAAAGCUGUAGAGACUGACAAUUAACGAAAAGAAAUGAAGUGUAUUCAUGAGAAAGAGUAGGAAAUGUCAAGUACACAGUACAUUCAGUUAAGACAGUACGGUCGGUUAUUUUGUUACAGCCCUCUUACACUCUCAUCUCUUCUGAAACCACUUAUGACAUUUAACUGAUCCUAACUUAGCAGUUUUCUACUUAUUUGCCAGUGAAUGAACACAAUGUAGGCCACUCAAGCUUACAUUCUCCAGGCUGAAAUGGCAUUAUGCAUCAGAGCUCUACCGAUGCUCUUUCGUGUAAAGUACCAUUCUAGGAAUAAAAUAUACAGUAGAAGCAUCUUUGAGCUUUUAGUUGUGUGUGAUUUGGUCCAUGGAUGUUAGAGGGAUGCUGUAGACAUGUAACGUGCCAACUGAGGUAGCAGUCAAACUGUACAAACACUGGUUUUGUAUGAAAUAACUUUAUAUGAACAACUUUUAAUUACAAGAGUGUCAAAAGGUCAAAUGCUCACAUCUUUGGUAUGACAUGGUUUCUCUUUAAUUACGGUGUCUUCAGCAUUAAAAAAAAAAAAUGGUACAACUUCUGUAUCUUUUUCAAAACUCAUAUUUUAUAUAUAGACAUGCAGCAGAAAAUUCAUUCAAUUGAUAAAAGCAAUGUUAAAAGCUGCCACUUAAGGUUCAUGAAGAAAUUACUGGCUUUCAGACACUAAACUAUACAGUCUAUGUUCACAUGUCUAGUGUAACUUUUGUGUUUCUUAUUUUGGUUCCAAAGUGAUGGUUAGUCAUGGAUGUGGGUGUCAAACUGAAAGGUGGAAAAAAGAAAAAUGCAGCCAUGCAUACCUUGUACUGUAUAUUUGGUGCUGUUUAGUGGAUUGUGACGAUGUAUAGUAGUUAAUGGCCAUGGGCUUGAUGUACACUAGGGGGCACCGGUUACCUAAAAGAAGCCAGCUUAGCGGCAGCAUCAAGCAUACCCAGCUGAAGUCCUUCUUUCCAUUCUUCACUUAGGGGCAAAAUAUUGGACCAACCAGCAAGGUCUAACAUACCUCUCUGUCCAGAAAAGGCCUGCUCAUGGACAUGUGACAGUGACCAGACUGUAAUAACCAGACUGUGAAUAAUCACAGACCCUCAACUGUGGCUGAGACACGUGGUGCCGAAGUGUGAUUGGAUGACCUCUGGCAGGCCCUUAAACCUAGCCUUGUCCUUCUGUACAGACCUCUCCUGCUCCUCCUCCUCUGCUGCUUCAUCUCUUCUGCUCUGCUGCUUUCCACUGCUUAGUGCUG